UGCAUAGUAUAGCCCAGAGCCCAGCGCUAGCCGGCAACGCACUAUAUGCCGGCCACAGCAGACGGUUCCGCUGGCGUCUGCCCGCUCCUCGCCGAGCCGAAGCCAAUCUCGAAAUCUCUGUGCUGUCCCUGUCCGCCGCUCGGCGGGCUUGGGAUUCCCUCCGUGGCCGCCGUGAAAGCCGCACGCGCCAACACGCCCUCCCGCGAUACCGCGCAAGUGUUGUCGUUAAGCAACGGUGAACUGCGCGGAGGAUCCUAACCUCGUCGGUGGAGUCCUUUCUGCUGGUUUCUGGAGUGUCGUCUGCUGCCACUGCUAGUGCUGCCCGUUGGGCCCUCGUGAAGAGACGCCUCAUGUCGCUAGGCAGCUUCGAGUUCUGUGUUAAUCCUCUGGUGACUCUGACUGAGAGGCACUCGACGGCAGUGCUUGUUUGGACAGCUUGAAUACCUCCUGUGAUUUGGUGACCUUGACUCACCUGUUCAUCUUUGUUGACAAGGAAAAUCCCAAAAUCAUGGAUUCCUCAAAUUAUGUCGUACUGAAAGCAUUUGCUGCGGGGUCACUCUCUGGGACCUGUUCAGCCAUCCUCUUUCAGCCAUUGGAUCUUGUCAAGACCAGACUUCAAACGAAUGUUCAUAUGUCAACUAACUUAGUUGGAGGAAGCUCCGCUGUAAUGCGACCAGGUUCCAUGUUCUCCUACAUGGGCCACAUUCUCCAGAAGGAGCACCUAACUGGACUCUGGAGAGGAGUAACACCUUCCAUAGCGAGAUGUGUUCCUGGUGUUGGCCUUUACUUCUCAUCAUUGCACAUUCUGAAGAGUAAAUUUACUAAUGGUGAACCAGGCCCAUUGCAGGCUGUAGCGUUGGGUGUUGCUGCAAGGUCCUUGAGUGGAGUUUGUCUUAUACCUAUAACAGUAGUCAAGACACGUUAUGAGAGUGGUGUGUACAAUUAUAACAGCAUAAUACAUGCCGUCAGAAACAUAUAUCAUGCUGAAGGAUUACGUGGUCUCAGCUGUGGCUUAGUUCCAACAUUGCUUCGAGAUGCUCCGUUCUCAGGAAUAUAUCUUAUGUUCUAUACUCAAGCUAAGAAAAUUGUUCCAAUAGGUCAUGCUGAACAUCAGCCAAUUUUUAACUUUACCUGUGGCAUAUUUGCUGGUAUCUUGGCUUCAACUGUUACUCAGCCUGCAGAUGUGAUUAAGACCAAAAUGCAACUGUACCCCAACAAGUUUGCAUCCCUACAUGAUGUAAUUGUAUUUAUUUACCAGAAAUACGGUGUGGUGGGAUUUUUCAAGGGACUUUCGCCCAGAAUUUUAAGAAGAUCUUUAAUGGCUGCUAUGACUUGGACAGUCUAUGAACAUGUUUCCGAAAAGCUUUGUCUUACUUGAAAACUGCGACCAUUAUAUAGAGCAUAAUGUGAAAAAUGUUAUUCUAGAUUGAAAGUACUGAUAAUUGUUGACUGUCAGGAAGUGAUUUUAAAACACAAUCACGUCCCUUUGCUCAGUAUUUAGUGCAUGGAAUUUUAUUUCCAAUGAGAAACAUUCUUUUGUUUGCCACCAGAGUAUUUCUAUCAGAAAGUGGUUUGUUUAUAUCAAUUAGACAACAUGCAUUUGAUUCCUCCCUCAAACAGACACAACCCCACCAUUCUCAUUAACAGUGCACCAUUUUCUGUUUUGUGACUAUAUACUAUGUUAAAGCACUAUUGUGCAUUCACGUGUGUACCUGAUUUAGCUGUAAGUUAUUUGCUCAUGUGUGAACCCAAAUUCUAGACAUACAAUUGUUGAGGACUUCUUCUGUAGGUUGUGUGUGGCUGUGAGCAUAUAUUUUUUAUGUACCUUUAUGUAUCUAUGUGGAGUAUGAAGUGUAUCGGUAUUGUAAUAGAAAAUGAUUUUUAAAUUAAAAACCAAGCCAAAAAUA
This is a messenger RNA of Thrips palmi, 1907 nucleotides long. Its product is annotated as mitochondrial glycine transporter-like. Lineage: Eukaryota; Metazoa; Arthropoda; Insecta; Thysanoptera; Thripidae. The transcript has 8 exons. Gene Ontology annotation, biological process: glycine import into mitochondrion. The record is from RefSeq and is a predicted model, not a curated record. Gene Ontology annotation, molecular function: glycine transmembrane transporter activity. Bases 509 to 1378 code for a protein of 289 amino acids. Gene Ontology annotation, cellular component: mitochondrion; mitochondrial inner membrane.